AUGAGCGCGUGCCACUACAUAGAUGUGCGCUCCGGGGACUCCCGCGGUGAAGGGUCGGCUCUCCCUCUCCGGUCCGUGUGUGCCCAGAUGCUGGAGAGAGCCUCGUCCGACGGCUCCGUGGAGCGCUGGUACAAGGAGGACAAGCUCCCGCAGAUCGUGGGCCUGCGGGGGCGGGCGUGGAGCGGCAUCCCGCAGGAGGAGAUGACGGAUGUCGAGGAGGCGCAGCUGGCCCGACUGAGGUGCUCGAGGGGCUACGAUGCCACGAGGUCUUGCUUCACCUACCGCAAGGAGGUCAAGGAGCUCCUGCGAGGCGGGUUCGAGCAGGAUGCGAACUUCCGGGACUACGACCUGAAGGCCUCCUUCCCACGAGCCUUCGCCGCGCGGCACCCCGAUGCAACCUCCGUCCGGUCUUGGGUGGAUGGAUCCUUUGACUUGUGCGGGAUGUCGCGCGACGUGGCAAAGUCCUUCAUCAACCAGUGCUUCGGCGUGGGGGAGAAGGGCAUCGCAGACUGGUGCCGGCAGCAUGGGUACGGCGAGCUGCCGAUUCCCCUCCAGCGCUACCUUGCGGACGUCCGGGAGGGUUCGAGGCGAGACGUUGCCAACAACCCCGCCGUGGUGGAGAAGCUGCGUGCGGCGGGGCGCUUCGACCGGGACCUGCAGAACGGCGUCGUGUACGUGCUCAACACCGCCCACGAGCGCGAGCUGCUGGAGGAGGGCGCGGAGCGAGUCCGGCGCCUGGCGAGGGUGCGCUGCUUCGAGCUGGACGGCUUCUUCCUUGAGAGGCUCGAUGCUUCGUGGGACGAGGUGGAGGCUGCGCUGGGUCCGCACUUUGCCCACAAGCCGUACCGGCACCGGGCCUCCCUCCUGAAGGGGCUCAUGAGCCCACAUGAGUCCCACAUCCACAUGAGUCCAGAAGGCUCCUAUCGUCACGGCGGGGCCACGCGUCCGGGGUUGAAGUCCGGACGGCCAAGGGCACAGGCGGGCGGGUGA
Messenger RNA from Symbiodinium natans, 990 nucleotides. Lineage: Eukaryota; Dinophyceae; Suessiales; Symbiodiniaceae. The record is from the annotation of a GenBank genome assembly.